Molecule: messenger RNA, 891 nt
Organism: Microthlaspi erraticum
Lineage: Eukaryota; Viridiplantae; Streptophyta; Magnoliopsida; Brassicales; Brassicaceae
Source: the annotation of a GenBank genome assembly
AUGGGCUCUUCCUCUUCCUCGCAGUCGUCUUUGCCUCCGGCGGCGAUGAAAGACAGAGGGUAUAUAAACUGGGCGGAGCUUCCGCCGGAAUUGACGUCAUCGAUCCUGGUCCGGCUCGGCGCGAUUGAUAUACUGGAAAACGCUCAGAGAGUGUGUACAUCGUGGCGUCGCGUCUGUAAAGACCCUUUUAUGUGGCGGAAGAUUGUCAUGCAUGAGCGUGGAUACUUGACAGAUAGAGUGAAGUACGAACUCGCGAUCAUGUGCCGCCACGCAGUUGAUCGCAGCCAGGGAGGCUUGCUUGAGAUCGAAAUUUGGCACUUCGCUACUGAUUCUCUCCUCACUUACAUCGCCGACAGGUCGAGUAAUCUGAGAAGCCUUAGGCUUACAAUGUGCAAUCUACUAUCAGACAAGGGACGUGCCCUAUCGGUUGCGAAACUUCCAUUGCUUGAGGAACUCGAGCUUUCACACUGCUCACUGUCAGAAGAGUCUCUGAAAGCUGUAGGCCAAUCUUGUCCAAAUCUGAAGACAUUGAAGCUAAACAUGCGUGGUAACAGGGACUCUGGCAUCGUGUACGAUGAUGAUGCUUUCGCAAUCUCUGAAACAAUGCGCGGACUUGUCCACCUCCAGCUUUUCGGGAACUAUCUAACCAACGCGGGGUUAAACGCCAUUCUUGACAAUUGUCCUAACCUGGAACACCUUGAUCUACGCCAGUGUUUCAACCUUAACCUUGUUGGUGAUUUGGAGAAACGGUGUUCCGAGAGGAUCAAAGUUGUGAGGCGCCCCAAUGACUCGACUCAUGAUUACCCAUUUGAUGCAACGGUUUUCGAAUGUGAUCCAUCUUCAUCUGAUGAUGAUGAUUUUGGUUUUGGCUUUAUUCCAGGCUUUUACUGA